AUGCAAGAAACUCAGUCUACAAUUAAGAACUUAGAGACACAAGUGGGUCAGUUGAGCAGCAGGAUACCUGAGAGACCUCCCAACACUCUCCCUAGCAAUAUAGAGGUAAAUCCAAGGGAAGAGUGCAAGGUCCUCAUUGUAGACAAGGAGGCCAAAACCAAGGAGGGGCAUGCUGUUGAGGAUUUGAAGGAGAACAAGGCUCAAGAGGAGACUGGGAGUGCACUAAUACACGCCCCGGUGGUGAUGAAGGAGCCAGAAGUACAACACCCUCUAAAUAUGCAAAAGGAGUCCAAGGAUAAGCAAAUUGCUCAAUUCUUGCCAGUCUUCAAGAAGUUAUUAAUCAAUAUUCUUUUUGCCGAGGUGUUGGAAAAAAAACCUCCCUAUAUGGCGUGUUUGAAAAAUGCAGUUUCUAAGAAGAAGGCUUUGAGGGGAGAUGAAACAGUGGUGCAGACCAAGGAGUGCAAUGCAUUAGUGCAAAAGAAGCUACCUCAGAAAAUACUAGAUCCCAGAAGCUUCCCGAUUCCCUGA
Messenger RNA from Arachis duranensis, 528 nucleotides. RefSeq lists its product as uncharacterized. Lineage: Eukaryota; Viridiplantae; Streptophyta; Magnoliopsida; Fabales; Fabaceae. The record is from RefSeq and is a predicted model, not a curated record. The transcript has a single exon. The coding region runs from base 1 to 528 and encodes 175 amino acids.